Molecule: messenger RNA, 2663 nt
Organism: Thalassophryne amazonica
Lineage: Eukaryota; Metazoa; Chordata; Actinopteri; Batrachoidiformes; Batrachoididae
Gene: smyd1b
Product: SET and MYND domain containing 1b
Exons: 10
Coding region: 154-1623 (489 amino acids)
Cellular component (GO): nucleus
Molecular function (GO): histone H3K4 methyltransferase activity; protein binding
Source: RefSeq, a predicted model, not a curated record
UGUCAUUAUUAGACAACACAGAGGUCACAGAUUGGCCUACAAGAUCCUCAGAGACUCAGCCUGUGUGUUUCACCUCCGUCACUGUUCAGUCUUCAUUCACCCUCUCAACUAGACGCUGCGUACCUCCAUCUUUGGACUCAGGACACAGUUACCAUGGAAGGUGUUGCAAUAUUUGAUUCACCUGGAAAAGGGAGGGGGCUGAAGGCUACCAAAGAGAUGUGGGCUGGAGAUGUCAUUUUUUCUGACCCAUGUCUUGCAGCUGUUGUGUUUGACAGUCUAUCGGAUUGUAUUUGCCACAGCUGUUUCCGCAGACAAGAGAAGCUCCAGAGGUGUGGCCAAUGUAAAUUUGCUCAUUAUUGUGACCGAACCUGCCAGCGUGCCGGCUGGGCCGAACAUAAGCAAGAAUGUAGUGCCAUCAAAGCUUUUGGAAAGCCGCCCAAUGAGAACAUCCGUUUGGUGGCCCGUAUUAUGUGGCGUCUUGACAAGGAGGGCAGCGUGGUGUCUGACAUGCAGUUGACCACAGUGGAGGAGCUGGAGGAUCACAUAACUGACAUGCUCGAAGACGAGCUAAAGGAGUUCAAAGUGGACAUCCACAACUUUUUGGACUACUGGCCCCAUCAAAGCAAGCAGCACACAGUUGAUGACAUCUCACAUAUUUUUGGAGUGAUUAACUGCAAUGGCUUCACAGUGAGUGACCAGAGGGGUCUACAGGCAGUAGGAGUGGGACUUUUCCCAAAUCUGUGUCUGGUAAACCAUGACUGCUGGCCAAAUUGCACCGUCAUCCUCAACCAUGGCAAUCAAUCAGCUGUGAAUACUAUGUAUCAUUCUCAUCAGAGGAUUGAACUGCGUGCUUUGGGCAAAAUUGCAGAAGGAGAGGAGUUGACAGUCGCCUAUGUUGACUUUUUGAAUUUGUCAGAAGAGAGACAGCGACUGCUGAAAACACAAUACUUUUUUGAGUGCACGUGUGAGCACUGCACAAACCGCAUCAAAGAUGAUUUGAAGUUGGCAGGAAAGGAAGUGGACGGAGUCAAGCCUUCAGAAGAACAGGUGAAAGAGGCAACAGAUUAUUGCUUUCAAGUACUAGAGAAAAUGGAAAAAACUCGCUUAAGUGGUGACUACCAUGAGCUGGUAAAAAUCUGCAGGGAAUGCAUUGAGAAAACAGAACCUGUAUUGGCUGACACUCACAUCUACCUGCUGAGGAUUUGGAGCACAUUAAGUGAGGUGCAGGCUUACCUGCAACGUUUAGAAGAGGCAGCUGAGUAUGCCCGCAAAAUGGUUGAGGGAUACAUGAAACUUUACCACCCAAACAACGCUGCACUUGGUAUGGCUGCUAUGCGGGCAGGGGUGACACACUGGCAAGCGGGGCUAAUCGAGGUUGGUCAUGCGAUGAUCUGCAAGGCCUAUGCCAUUCUUCUGGUCACCCAUGGCCCAACACAUCCCAUUACCAAGGACUUGGAGGCGAUGCGCAUGCAAACAGAGAUGGAGCUAAGGAUGUUCAAGCAAAAUGAAUAUGUUUACCACAGCAUGAGAGAGGCGGCGUUGAAGAACAAACCGAUGAUGAUGAUGAAUGAACCAAAGUCUGUGGAGGACGGAAUCAAAAACCUCUUCCGUCGCAGAAAGUAGCCACAGGACUACAGCCAUCCAAGUGUAAAGAAAACCGUCUGUUCUGUAAAACAGGUUGUCUAAUUCUGUGUGAGUCACAUAAAUGUGAACAUUUUCUUUACUGCUUUUGUAGGUUCCACUUUGAAUUAAAAAUAUGUCACUUAAAAACAUGUGAUUUGCAUUUUCUGAUCAAGGUGUGGUACUGUUUGACAUUCAGUUAAUCCUUCAGGGAAGAAAAGCUUAAUGUUAAAUGGUGUUCCAGAAUGGUUGUAGGUCCUGUACAGGAUUUGAGGCACAGUGGUGUCAGUGCUUAUGUCUGGAUUUCAUAGCACAAAGCAGAUGAGAGUCCACAAUUCCCCAUGGAUCUGACAUUGAAGGUUACUCCCCCACAGGUUACAUCCCCCUGCCAAGGCCAGUAUCCAUUUACAGCAAGGUGUUCUGGGAGAGAUAAAUUGUCUUGUCUCAGGGCACAGGCAGUAGGACAUGGAAAAUCAAACCCACGUCUACAUAUUGGCAGAACAACUCCUUUCCACUGAGUUAACUGCUCUGCUCAAAACAUGGUGGGUUCAAGAGAAAACCAGUAUGUGAAUUUAAAUUAGAUUUCAUUUUCAAAGUGAUUCACAAAGCAUCUUGGCAUUAAAGGUUGCUCCUGCAUCUGUGAAAAAUUAGGUGGACCAUAUAACGUAUCCACUUAUUUGGGUAUUUUGAUGGUUCAAAGGAUUAAAAAAUAUCCAGGAGACCGUGAAGUCCUUUAGACAAAGAAAGAGUCAUUUUGACCAAAUAUGUAAAAAGUGGAACUAAGUUAGUCACUUGUAUGUAUUCAACCAAAAAUUUUUUUACGCUUUGAUGGGCCAUGGGGGCCUUGAAAAUCUUUGUUGCUAGUUGACAAUGAUUCAAAAAUCUAUAUGCAGAAUUACUAAAAAAAAAAAACAGUUGUUGCAGCAAUAAAUUGAGAUGGAUGCAAAAUGUCAAUUUGGUACUUUUGAGAGGCCCUGCGCUGCCCUUGGGGAUUCAGUCAGAAAGUUCAUAUUACCAUGAUCACACAGUCCUCCAGGUAUUGU